Cladophialophora immunda is the source of this 2347-nucleotide messenger RNA. RefSeq lists its product as uncharacterized. NCBI's taxonomy places the organism in Eukaryota, Fungi, Ascomycota, Eurotiomycetes, Chaetothyriales, Herpotrichiellaceae. The transcript is spliced from 2 exons. The record is from RefSeq and is a predicted model, not a curated record. Bases 497 to 1846 code for a protein of 449 amino acids.
CCCUGCGCCGCCCGCCUUUUCCCAUUUCCAUUUUCCAAUUGCACUUGUGCUCGUAUCUUUUCCUUUUCCCCCUUCCCUCAUUCAUCCGUCGCCUGCAUCUGCGAGGUCUGUUUUCAACACGACCUAGCCGCUCGUUGCUUGCUCAUCCCGUUCCCUACUAUUCCGCUUCUCACAAAACAUCCCAAGUCGCCUUCGAUCUUUUUUGUCGCCAUCACGGUCGUUCGCUACUCGCAGGGUUGUGCUCGGCUUGCUGUCAAAUCGCCGCCCUCCAUCUCGCGCUGCUCGCUGGCGAGGCCAUUCGUUUAGCGUCCAAUUAUAUUUUUUUUGGAGGCAGUCUCCGACGCCCUCACGAUCGACAACAGGUGGGAAGCUUGAGGCUACAAAUCUUUAUCACGGAGAGAAAGAGUUGGAUCUUUGACUGCUGCUCUGUAACCGUUACCUGUGCGACUCGAGUCCUCAGCCCCUCCGCACCCAGUUUCAAACGGCCGACAUCGUCAUGUCGACUGCUGUAGCUCCAGCAGCAAUUGCUGCGCUCCCACCCCUUGACCGAAAUCCGAGCCCAAGAACAUAUCCGCCAUUGGCUCCUUCGAGUAAUCCGACUCCAAAGGACAGGAAUUCAGACAUGGCUGUGGCCUCAGAAAUGAACGGUGGCAUGAAUAUUAACGAGAGGACACCUUCGGACGGGAAAAGGUCACCCAGGUCGAGGAGCACCGGAAAUCCAAAGAUCGUAGUGAAGAAAGAGCCGCCGACCUCGCCUUCGCUCCAGACGAGCACUCGCCACCGCCCAAAGAAGUUGGAUUUGAAUACAAAUACCUCAAUAUCCACCGGACUCAAUUCGCGACCUUCUGCAACGCCACUGACUGCAAGAGAUGGCCUGGUUAUGCAUGACGUCGGUUUGGCCUGUUUGUCGCCUGGCUUCCAAACCCAAGAUCCCGCCAUGCGAGAACAGCUGGAACGGAGCAUUUCUGUCAGGGACCAACAACGAUCAAUCAUCCAGGCAAGACUCCUUAAAUCCGCUCGCGGCGAUGCGCCGGACUCAGGAAAGAACGGUGAAGUGGCCGGACCAAACUCCAGCAAAAGCACCGUGACCGGUUCGAAGAAGAGACCCCCACCAGGUCUAUCGAUUGUUCCUCCCCCCGCCGAGCGAUUUGCCAAUGAGAGAGUCAUCCAGUCUGCACCAUUGAACCAGACCUUCACUGGCCGACACGACCCUCCUCCUGUAUCAAGGCAGGUUAACAACCAACCGCCCAACCUGGCACAAAACUCACAUAUUCACCACGUGCCUGCUAUACAGACAAUCAACCGGUUGCCCCCUAUUGCCGAUGUCUUUGGGGCCAAUGAGCUCCAUCCAGGCCCUGGCCGACCGCCCUUUCUCCACGCGAGCUCAACUUCAUCUCAAAGCCACGGUCCUCCCCUACCGUCGCCAGGCUUUCCCCCGCAAACCGCCCACCCAACCUCUCAGCCUCAGUCACACAAUUUCGAUCGGCCUAGGGAAUAUCGAUCCGCAGAAGAAGCUGUGCACGAAAUGACCGGGGGUCGAGAGGAUCUCUUGCCGAAAAUCGUUCACUACGGCGGUCACCAACCGCCAACGCCUCCUUCACCACGUGCUGCACACAAAGACAGCCUCACCCCACACAAAUAUCAACCCAGCAUGCAAUCCACAAGCAGAAGGAGGAGCCGCAACGAGUACGAAGACGGUAGCAGUCCACCGCUCGGUCCGGGUCCGGAUCGAAUUCGUUAUAACGGGCCCUUUGGGGAGGGGAGGGACAGCCCCGCCACACAGAGAGCAAAGAAGGAGGAGUUCUUGAGUCUGUGCUCCAGAGCCUGGGAUCUGUUCCACUCCUGAGUUGAAACAACAGCUCGUCGCAUUCUUAUCCUUGUUGGUACAGAAACAUAUUCCUAGCUCUUCUUGGGCGACGGCGCUUCAUGGCGUAAUGAGACAGUUGGCUUUCGUUCUGUGGGGAGGGCGGUGGGAACUCUCGGAGGCGCAUUUUUGGGAUUCAAGUCUCUUUUUGUUGAUGAACUUUCAAAAGGUGGCAACUGCGUAAUGACGAACAAGGACUGGCUGGACUGGGACUAUUGCCUAAUACCAAUUAUCGACUUCAGGUCACAACGAAAUGGGCGGGAUGGUUGAAUUGGGAGGAUGUGGUGGGCGCCAAUGGUCUCCCAGAUACCAAGGACAGGUUGAUGAUGAUGCAUUUUGAUCUUUGCUUACGUUCGGGAUGGGUGGGAAGGGAGGACGAAUUGGUAGUGCACAGAUUCGCUAGGCUUGGAAAAUGGGAAAUUUAGCCACCUUGAACGGUGCCAAAGCCGAAUAGAAGGGCCCCUCCUGAAUGUUGUUUCUUUC